AUGACCUUGAGAGGAAGCCGGACAGCUGGGCCUCGAGGGCGGGAAUCCUCUCCCACCAGACUCCCCCAAUCCGCUUCCAAUCUCUCUUCGACCAACUCGACCGCAGGCACCAACCCGGUGUGCAACGCACCAAUGCUCAGCGCGUCCUCUAGCCACUCGCACUUUUCGUUUAAUCGAAACGGCGAUGCUGCACGCCAGUCCUCUGGCUCUUACGACUUCCUCCCCUCUGUCAGCUUCGACGACCUUCACGCUAGUAUCGAAUCCGCGUCGACCGACUUCAAACUCACCCAGUUUCCCUCCCCCACAGGAACUGGUAGCAUCCUCGACCACAAGGGCAAGCCUGCUGCCAAAUCCUCGGACAAGACGAGCUCGGCGCAGAUGGCCACUGGCAGCAAUCGAGGCUCCGUUCCCUCGGCGACAACGACAACGGCUACACGCGCGGGACGCUCUGGCUCCAUAAUCGGGAAACCCAACCCUUCUGGUCGGCAGCCCAGCACAUCCUCAAUCGCCUCGUCAUGGUCAUCAUCUGGAGAAGGCCUCACGGCUCCUGCCCCAGUCCGCGCCCGCCGCCAGAGCCAGUACCCCCCCGUCUCCAAUGUCAGCACGGCCGCCAAGGCGCCUCGCAAAUCGGUAGGCCCUGGUAUUCUGGUUGACUCGGACACAUACUCUAGUGCCCAGCGUCGACGGCCGAGCAUCAUCUCCGAUCGUGCUGGUUCGGAUUCGACUAGGACUUCGAUCGAUGGUUCCGAUUCGACCAGGCCAUUCAACACCUCCCGAGCCUCCAAGGCCAAAUCUGUCCAACCUCCCCCGCGCGUUGCCCAGCCAGGCCUCAGUGCUUAUGGUGUUGAAUCGAACCGUCUGUCGCUGGCCGCUCGCUCGCCACGUCUCAACAGCAACAAUCGUGGCGGCCUCAGCGCGUCCUCGGCCGUCAACAAGAGAGCUUCUAUGAUGCCCGGCACCGGCCACUCAUCUCACGCCAGUGGCUUGGGAGCGAGAACCAUCAGCCCUACAGACACUCGCCGUAUGAAGCGCAUGUCCAUGAUGCCCCCGCCGCCGCAGCCAAUGAGCCAACCUAGCAGCAUGCCACCCCCACCGCCAGUAUCGAUGGACAAUAGAUCGAACUCGGGAUCGCCCUUGAUCAAUCCAAGGAAACCAUCGCUCACGCCGUCCUCCGCUCGUACCACUCCAGAUCACACCCGAAAAUCGCAUGCCUCUGGCCUUUCGGUUGGCUCCGCCAGCAGUUUCACCAUCACUCAGCCAUCGACUGGCUCCACGCAUCUACGCAACCAGGCAUCGACUUCGAAUUCGCGCCUGCCGGCACCCAAAAAUGGUGGCAUUUCUCAGAACAAUUCUAGUCAGAACGAAGCUGAUGAAGAUGUUCCCCCGGUGCCCGCCAUUCCUAAGGUGUACGAGUCGCCCAAAGACAAUGCGCCGGCUGGUCCAUACUUUAUGGACAAGAAGCGGUCCGCCCUCGGCUCUGUGGAAACCCUCAGCAUACAUAGCAACUCGACGGGCAGUAUUUCAUUGCCUGCAAUGCCCGAACCUGCAAAGCCCAAGCGCCGUCCCAGUGCCCGAAAGAGCACAAUUGCCACAUCCAAUAAAGAGGAGAAGCAGGCAAGCCAAUCCAGAAAGCAUUUGCAGCCCCUAACUCUCCCGCCUCUCAAUCUUGCCCCUCUGAGCAUUCCGACCGCCGCCAAAGUCGCCGCCCUGCAGGAUCAGCCUGUCAAGGAGCCUCCGAGUAGCCCACCGCCUAGUCGACAGGUCCCCAAGACCCCGACGACUCCCAUGACUGCCUCCAAGAGUUCUUUUUUCCAGAACCGCUACGAUGAUACCAUGGAAUUGCCAGCGCUGAGAAGCAGCAGCACUGUACAUCACAGCCACCGAAAGAACGUGUCUCCCCCCGAUGCGGGUUCGUCCGAUUCGUCGUCGAUCAUUAUCCAGGAGCCUAGUAGCCACAAGUACAGCAUGUCACCCUACCUUUCAUCAUCUCUUCCCAAGGGCGGCUUCGAUUUUGAUGGACACAAGCGAACCAAGGCCAGCGGUGACUACGCUACCGUCACUGGCAACUUUACCGAGAACAGGCCCUCGAAGAAGCCGAGCGCCAAGUCGAUUGAUACCAGCAAACAUGUACCAAAGUCGCCGGCGCCGGCGCCCACUCCUGAUGAACCGCCUACACCUUCGUCCAUGAGCUCACUUCGACGUAAAUUGAGCAUGUCUUGGAAACGCAGCGCAUCCAAGAACCACGGCGAUGCUCACGAUACCGGUGAUAAGUCUUCGCAGGAUGCAGUACCCCGCCUGCCGAUGUCAGCCACGACAAACAACCUGUACAAUGCCAAAACCCGUAGCCCAACGAUGUCGGCUGCCAUAAACACUUCUAACGAGCAGCGAACACGAAAGAGUUCUGCUCAAAGCCUGACAAUGCUACCCCACUCGAAAAGCGAAUCCUGGGGCAGUCGCAAGGAGACUGGUGACUCCAACACGAUGCCUCUCAGCCGAAUCAAAAAUUCUGCCACGUCCAAGUCCCUGAAACCAAAGAGCUCAUCGACGACCUUGCGACAGGCAGGCGCCUACAGCGCAAACGAACUCGACAAGGAUGAUUUGGCAGCCAACGAUGAGAUGCGCAAGAUGGGUUCCCGACGCAAGGAGACUGACAUUGCCGCUCGAACUUUAGAUGCUCUCAAGAAGAGGGCGACUCCGAAGGAGCGUGUGGGUCCUCAGGAAGCCAUCCGUAUCGCCAUGCUCAAUAUUUACGAACGAGGCGAGAUUAUUGACUAUAACGAUAUUUACUUUUGCGGUACGCAAAGCGCUCGUAAAGUCGUGGGCGACUUGCAGUCGGAUGCCCCGAAUUUCGGCUAUGACGAUGACCGCGGUGAUUACACCAUUAUAGCCGGCGACCACCUAGCAUACCGCUAUGAGAUUGUAGAUAUCCUGGGAAAAGGUAGUUUUGGACAGGUACUGCGAUGCAUUGACCACAAGCUCGGAAAGCUAGUAGCCAUCAAAAUCAUCCGUAACAAGAAGCGCUUCCACCAGCAAGCUCUGGUAGAAGUCAAUAUCUUGCAAAAGCUUCGCGAAUGGGACCCUCAAGAUAGGCACAGCAUGGUCAACUUUACGCAGAGCUUCUACUUUCGCGGGCAUCUGUGCAUAUCCACUGAGCUGCUCGAUAUGAACCUCUACGAAUUCAUCAAGGCGCAUUCGUUCCGCGGCUUUUCUCUCAAAAUCAUUCGCCGCUUUACCAAGCAGAUCCUUAGCUCCUUGAUUCUCCUCAAGCAGCGCAAGAUUAUCCACUGCGAUUUGAAGCCGGAGAACAUUCUGCUCAAGCAUCCUUUGCAUUCCGAACUAAAGGUCAUCGAUUUCGGCUCGAGCUGCUUUGAGAACGAAAAGGUUUAUACCUAUAUUCAAUCUCGUUUCUACCGAUCCCCAGAGGUUAUCUUGGGAAUGACUUACGGUUUGCCAAUUGACAUGUGGAGUGUCGGCUGCAUCCUCGCUGAGCUCUUCACUGGUGUACCCAUUUUCCCCGGCGAGAAUGAGCAGGAACAGCUUGCUUGCAUCAUGGAAGUUUUUGGUCCACCCGAGAAGCAUUUGAUUGAGAAGAGCACCCGCAAGAAACUCUUCUUUGACUCGAUGGGCAAGCCUCGCUUGACAGUGUCGUCCAAGGGCCGCAGAAGACGCCCUUCCUCCAAGACGCUCCAACAGGCGCUCAAGUGCGACGAUGAGGCCUUUGUCGACUUUUUAGCACGCUGUCUGCGCUGGGACCCUGACCGCCGCCUGAAGCCCGAGGAUGCUGUUCGUCACGAAUUCAUUACCGGUCAGAAAAUGGCUCCCGUGCCUCGCAUGCCGACAAGAGAGUCGUCUCCGGUCAAACGAAACAAUACCAUAACCAUGUCGAGACCUUUGCCGGAUCCUCCUAAGGGUCUCGGCAUGCUGCGCACUGUACCCAGUCCGAGCAAGGGUUCCGUGCCGAUGAAUGCAGCAUCGAGACGAGUUUCUGGAGCGACAGGUGCCACGGCGGCAAGCCUGAACCGACGCACAAGCGCGGGGCCAGGCAGUGUGACAUCUUCAUCUAGCGGGCUACCACGAAUCACAGCUCGAUCAGCAAGUGGAAAACCUGAUCUCGCCGCUGCAGGCGCUUCAGCAGCCAUGAACCGCCGAGUCUAG
Messenger RNA from Akanthomyces muscarius, 4155 nucleotides. RefSeq lists its product as uncharacterized. The transcript has 3 exons. The record is from RefSeq and is a predicted model, not a curated record. Bases 1 to 4155 code for a protein of 1384 amino acids. Gene Ontology annotation, biological process: peptidyl-threonine phosphorylation; peptidyl-serine phosphorylation. Gene Ontology annotation, molecular function: protein serine/threonine kinase activity; protein serine/threonine/tyrosine kinase activity; ATP binding. Lineage: Eukaryota; Fungi; Ascomycota; Sordariomycetes; Hypocreales; Cordycipitaceae.